CAAGGACCGGGUUCGUGUUCAGCCGCACAUAUUGAGACCGAGGAGAAGUUAAACUUGUAGCUGGAGACUCAGGAGUCACAUUCAACCCUGCCAGCAUGCAUGUGAUCAAGAGAGAUGGACGCCAGGAGCGCGUCAUGUUCGAUAAAAUCACCUCUCGCAUCCAGAAGCUCUGCUACGGGCUGAACUCUGACUUUGUGGAUCCGGCCCAGAUUACCAUGAAGGUGAUCCAGGGUUUGUACAGCGGCGUCACCACCGUCGAGCUCGACACGCUGGCAGCGGAGAUUGCAGCCACGCUCACAACUAAACACCCCGACUACGCCAUCCUCGCUGCGCGGAUCGCCGUCUCAAACCUCCACAAGGAGACGAAGAAGGUGUUCAGUGACGUGAUGGAGGAUCUGUACAACUACGUCAACCCACUGAACAGACGCCACUCCCCCAUGAUCUCCAAGGAGACGCUCAACCUCGUUCUUGAGAACAAAGACCGCCUCAACUCGUCCAUCAUUUACGACAGAGAUUUCUCCUACAACUUCUUCGGCUUCAAGACUCUGGAGCGGUCCUACCUGCUGAAAAUCAACGGCAAGGUGGCCGAGCGCCCGCAGCACAUGCUCAUGAGGGUGGCGGUCGGAAUCCACGAGAAAAAUAUUGACGAGGUCAUCGAGACCUACAACCUGCUGUCAGAGAGGUGGUUCACCCACGCCUCCCCCACUCUCUUCAACGCAGGAACCAACAGGCCUCAACUGUCCAGCUGCUUCCUGCUCGCCAUGAAGGACGACAGCAUUGAGGGCAUUUACGACACACUGAAGCAAUGCGCCCUCAUCUCCAAAUCGGCGGGGGGAAUCGGUGUGGCAGUCAGCUGCAUCAGAUCAACCGGGAGCUACAUCGCUGGCACCAACGGCAACUCCAACGGGCUCGUCCCCAUGCUGAGGGUUUACAACAACACGGCGCGCUACGUCGACCAGGGCGGCAACAAGAGACCCGGAGCCUUCGCCAUGUACCUGGAGCCGUGGCACUUUGACAUCUUCGAGUUCUUGGAGCUGAAGAAGAACACGGGGAAGGAGGAGCAGAGAGCCAGAGACCUUUUCUACGGCAUGUGGAUCCCAGACCUCUUCAUGAAGAGAGUGGAGAGCAACCAGGACUGGUCUUUGAUGUGUCCGAACGAGUGUCCCGGGCUGGACGAGUGCUGGGGGGAGGAGUUCGAGAAACUCUACACCAAAUACGAGAAGGAGGGCAGGGUGAAGCGUGUGGUGAAGGCCCAGCAGGUGUGGUAUGCCAUUAUUGAGUCCCAGACAGAAACCGGUACGCCGUACAUGCUUUACAAAGACGCCUGCAACAGGAAGAGCAACCAGCAGAACCUCGGCACCAUCAAAUGCAGCAACCUCUGCACGGAGAUUGUCGAGUACACGAGCGACGACGAGGUGGCUGUCUGUAAUCUGGCCUCCAUCGCUCUCAACAUGUACGUCACCCCCGAGAGGACUUUUGACUUUAAAAAACUGGCAUAUGUGACCAAAGUUAUCGUGAAAAACCUGAACAAGAUCAUCGAGAUUAACUUCUACCCGGUGCCCGAAGCCGAGAACUCCAACAAGCGUCACAGGCCGAUCGGGAUCGGCGUCCAAGGAUUGGCCGACGCCUUCAUCCUGAUGCGUUACCCCUUUGAAAGCCCUGAGGCUCAGCUGCUCAACAUCCAGAUCUUUGAGACCAUUUACUACGCUUCCCUGGAGGCGAGCUGCGAUCUGGCGGCCGAGCACGGCGCCUACGAGACAUACCCAGGCUCUCCAGUCAGCAAGGGCAUCCUCCAGUACGACAUGUGGGAGAAGACGCCGACUGACCUGUGGGACUGGAAGCUGCUGAAGGAGAAGAUCGCCAAACACGGUGUGAGGAACAGUCUGCUGCUGGCCCCGAUGCCCACAGCCUCCACCGCACAGAUCCUUGGCAACAACGAGUCGAUCGAGGCGUACACCAGCAACAUCUACACCCGCAGGGUCCUCUCCGGAGAGUUCCAGAUCGUCAACCCUCACCUGCUCAAAGACCUGACAGAAAGAGGGCUGUGGAGCGAGGAGAUGAAGAACCAGCUGAUCGCUCACAACGGCUCCAUUCAGGAAAUUGACGAGAUUCCAGAUGAUCUGAAGCAGCUGUACAAAACCGUGUGGGAAAUCUCUCAGAAGAUGGUUCUCAAGAUGGCGGCUGACCGUGGCGCCUUCAUCGACCAGAGUCAGUCCCUGAACAUCCACAUCGCAGAGCCGAACUACGGCAAACUGACCAGCAUGCACUUCUACGGCUGGAAACAGGGUUUAAAGACAGGGAUGUACUACCUGCGGACGAAGCCCGCCGCUAACCCCAUCCAGUUCACCCUGAACAAGGAGAAGCUGAAGGAGGCGCCGACGGACACUAAAUCCUCAGAGCAUGACCUCAAAGAGCGCAACACGGCUGCCAUGGUGUGCUCUCUAGAGAACAAAGACGACUGCCUCAUGUGUGGGUCUUAAACGCCUCAUCCUGCCCACUUAAGAAUCCACGCAGGAUGAAAGUCGUCUAACUACGACUUGACGGUGAAACUUUGGACAAUGUGCUUGAGGGCAUUCACAAGUGCUUCCAUUACAAACAUGAGCACUUUUAAUUGACCUUGUGCAGUGUUUGGAGCUGAAUGUAUAGAAAUAAUUUUAUAAACAAACGCGUGUUAACUCACUUGUUCGAUAGAUAAAAACGUACUUUAAAAGUGUUAUGUUAAC
This is a messenger RNA of Scomber scombrus (Atlantic mackerel), 2723 nucleotides long. RefSeq names its product ribonucleoside-diphosphate reductase large subunit. Bases 96 to 2480 code for a protein of 794 amino acids. The transcript has 4 exons. Lineage: Eukaryota; Metazoa; Chordata; Actinopteri; Scombriformes; Scombridae. Gene Ontology annotation, biological process: DNA replication; deoxyribonucleotide biosynthetic process. Gene Ontology annotation, molecular function: ATP binding; ribonucleoside-diphosphate reductase activity, thioredoxin disulfide as acceptor. The record is from RefSeq and is a predicted model, not a curated record. Gene Ontology annotation, cellular component: ribonucleoside-diphosphate reductase complex.